CCCUUGGAACGCUGCUCUGACCGCCAUUUUUCUUGAUAGAAAAUUCAUGAACAUUUGAAAAACCUCUGUAGUUUUGGUAUUUCAUGGUGGUUUACACCGAGGAAUCAGGGGCUUGAGGCAUCAUGGCUGCCGAGAAAACAACCAUUCCGACAGUGGUGGAGAUGGAUGAGCAAAUACUGAAUGAGUCUCAGAUAAUCCUUGAGCAAGUAGAAGGCACUGAAGUCACAGAGACACAGACAGCAGGUGGUAUCAUCAACAUUACAAAUGAUGAGACUGGCAACAUCAUCAUGCAGAUCCAGGAUAAUGCCACGACUUCUGAUGACCAUGCCAUGAUGACCACCUACAACAUCAAUGAGGUACAGGCUGGGGAAAAUAUGAUGGAAUUUGCACAAGCCCUCAGCGAACUCCAAGCAAGUGAACAGCUUUUGGAAUUCGCAAACACGGCUCAUGAACAACAGGGGAAGAUACUUAUUAACAUGCAAGAUGGUGAGGAGCAGCAGAUUCCCAGCACAGUCAAAGACAUUCAGUCUGAAGUACAGAUGAUACAGAUUCCAUCAAUGAAUAUUGGAGUCGGUGAUAAACAGAAAGCUGUGACCAUCCCUAGCACGGUGAUGGAUAUACAGGGAGUGUCGGACGGUCUCACACAAAUGCCUGUCAUUAUCACUGAUCACAAGGGAGAUAAACAAGUGGUGGAAGUCAUACAGCCCAAAUCCGACCAUACAGUGGAGACUGUCCAGGUACAUACCACACAGGCGACAGAGGAGGAGAACUCUGUUGGAACCAGUUUACUACAGGGCAUCAACAUACAGCAUUUAGAGGAGGCGUUAACUGACAAACAAAUCGUGAUCGAUGGCCUUGCACCAAAUACUUAUCAAAAUCUGCGAUCUGAAAUUCUCGAAGAUGGCACAAUCCAGUUGUACAUGGUGGAGGAUUCAAAUAGGGAAGGAGGUGAUCAGAACAUGGCCACUUUAGAAGAUGGGACUUUCUACAUUCACGAGAGGACUGACAAACGAGAUUCCGGUAUGCAAACAGCAAUGAUGUCCAUAAAAGCCAAGCAGUACCGUGAUGUGGCUACACAGAUCACAUGCUUCCCAAAGUUUACCAGACAGGGUCUGUUUGACGUGGCCAUUCAGGUGAGCAGUAAGGACAUCCGCCGUAAUCCACUUAAAAUAUCUGCCGGUAAACACCUCCCUAAUGGUACAAAGAUAAUCCAGAAUAACAUCAAGACUCAGAAUGAAAGCACAGUGGUACUCAAUGCAGGUGAUGCAUCUCAGCUUAUCUUUCAUAAGUGUAACAUCUGUGGUAAGGUGUACAAGAACAAGCUUAACUGGACAAAUCACAUCCGAUGUCACUCUGGGGAAAAGGUUUACAUGUGCUGUCACUGUGGGAAGGUGUAUCAGAAGGGCAGUCUGGCUUCACAUCUUCGCACCCACUCAGAACUCCGACAGAUCGCAGUGUUUGAGAAUCUGCCUGAUGAUAUGAAGAGGAAAAAUCACAAGUCUAUUCCUGGUCUGAAAUUCCCCAAUCAAGAGGCCUCUAUCAUUGAGUUAACUAUUGCUGACGUUACUACUGAGAUUGAUGAAAGUUUGUUCCCACCUCCAGCUGCUGUUCCAGCGAUACCUGGCUCUGAUCUACCACAGCUUUCUCCGUCAGAGGAAGUAUAUGCAGAUGCUGACAUCCCUGCGAAAAUGGAGGUAGAGGCUGAAGCAGAGAUUCAGGAAGGCACAGCUAAAACCAAAUACAUCUACAAAUGUAAUAUCUGUGGGAAGGAGUACAACAACAAGAGCAACUGUCAUCGUCAUCUGAAGUCACACACCAUGGACAAGAACUACAAGUGUGGGUACUGUGGCAAGGCCUUCACACACAGAUAUGAGGUGCGCAUGCACUGCCGCAUACAUACAGGAGAAAAGCCAUUUCGCUGUCCAAUUUGUACACGAGGAUUCAAUGAAAGUGGUAACCUUCGUCGUCACAUGAAGAUCCAUGUUAGUGAUGACUCUCCAUAUAAAUGUGGUGUCUGUUUUAAAGGUUUUGACCACAUAGUACGACUAAAUGCCCAUGCCAAAGUUCACACAGGGGACAUAGUAUGUGAUACAUGUAACCGGAAGUUCAGCAAGAUUUCAGACCUAUACCGCCACAUCAAGAUACACACAGGGGAUCGACCUUUCAAGUGCGAGUUCUGUGAAAAAACUUUCUGCCAAAAAGUUAACCUACAGUCUCACAUGCGCACACACACAGGCAUGAAGGCAUUCCGCUGUAAGUAUUGUGGCCUAGGCUUCAGCCGUAAGACUAUCCUUCAGGCCCAUGAGAAAACUCAUGAAGAGGGUGAGGAAGAUGAAGGAACAGUGGAACGGGCAGCUGUGAGGAUUGGUAAAGACCAGAUAGAAGUACUAGAAGCAGAGGUCAUAGAACAUAUGGACGAGGAAUCAGAGGAAGUUGUCGAGGAAUGUAUCGAGGUGAUCACAGCUGAGGAUAUUAUUGAGGAAGUGGAGGAGGGGGAACCUUGUGUGGAGGAGGGAGAACCUUGUGUGGAGGAGGAGGAACCUUGUGAAGACAAGGGUACACAGAUGGGGUGAGAAGUUGAUAGGGGAGACAAUCAUUGACAGAAUUAUAUAGACUUAGUAAACAGGAUGACUCGAGGAAGAAAAUGCGGUGAUUGAGUGAGAGGAAGAAGAGGGUGAUGAAGGUGAUGAAGGUAGUGAUAAGGUUUGGAUUGAAAAGAUAACUGAUACAGGUGGACUGGUGUGUGCAUUAUGAAAGUGUAACUCUUUUGAUAUUGGUGAGAGUCAGGAUCUAUUUUAAAGGGAGGAAAUGUCAACAGAUAGAUAUAGGAUUUGGGUGUCGGGUUGGUUGUAUGGAAAUGUAAACAGAUCUGAAUCAAUUAGUAGUUUGGGUUGUGUGUGAUAAAGGAAAAAAGGAAAUUAAAAUAAUUUUGAGAUCAGGUAUAUAUUUUACAUUAAUUUAUAUACAUUUUUAUUAUUCAAAUCUAAGAUAAUUUUGAUUGAUUUUUGAGAUAAAGUUUGCAGGUGUACUUAUUACUUAAUAAUAAAGUAGAAUUUGCCUACCUGUAAUUGUGUAUAAUGGCCAAUUAGGUACCUGGCUCCAGUAUUCAUCACAUUUUACAUUGUCUGCCUCAAGCUCAGCUAGAUUUUAAUCCUAAACAAUGAAGCUAUAUCUACUGGGAAAUAAAACCCAGUGUGAGGCAGAAUGAGACUCCAAAUAUUUGUGAGAUUAUGAUUUGGACUGCUCCAAGAAAGGAGAAACUACAUAGCUAUCAAUUACCCUGGCCGUACAGUGUUAAUAUGUGGUCAUGAUCAUGAUGAUCAUCAUCCAACAUAUUAUGUUUUAAAUUCUUAGACAUUUCUUUUAACAUUUGUAUAUAUAUAUAUUUCAGUUGAUUUCAAUAAUUCACAUUUGUUCCAGAGGGCGUGUUAUGAUGUCCCCAUUCCACGGGUCUAUACAUCUGUAAUUUGUAUAUAUUCAUGUAUAUAACAUGCCAUAUCCCUGUGAUUUGUUCCACAUCCUUGCUCAGUGUAUAAAGUAGUUAAAGUUUUAAUUUGUUGUAGUAUUUGUAUAUAUGGAACAUUGUAUCUUAUUGUUUUGAGGUCUGUUAACUUUGCCUUGUUGAUUUUUGCUAGAGUUAAAAGUAUUUUUACAAAUGAUACAAAAUGAAAUUAAAUUAUUCAGCCUUUCUCCAAAAAUGUUCACUACACAUCAACACAGAAAUCUACAGUAUUUAUCCUGGAAUCUUCCACCCAUGUCUAUUUCCUCUCACUAAAAAUGAUAGCAAAUGAAAUUUAUUGUUCUGUAAUAAGUCUUCCCCAGACGUUGACUCAACAUUUUUGUGAUGGCCCCCUUUGAUUAUUACAGGAUAAAUACUGUAUGUAUAAUACAUGUAGUAGUACAUACACUUAUAAAUGAUAAGAGUUGUGGUGAUGUAGAGAAGUUAUGUUCACCUGUACGUGUAUCACAUACAGAACUGUGUUCACUGUUUCUAAGUUGUAUUCCUACAAUAAAUGUUGAUAUUAAUUACACUUUCUAA
Messenger RNA from Pecten maximus, 4039 nucleotides. Its product is annotated as transcriptional repressor CTCFL-like. The record is from RefSeq and is a predicted model, not a curated record. The coding region runs from base 123 to 2573 and encodes 816 amino acids. The transcript is spliced from 2 exons. Lineage: Eukaryota; Metazoa; Mollusca; Bivalvia; Pectinida; Pectinidae.